Molecule: messenger RNA, 393 nt
Organism: Trichomonas vaginalis G3
Lineage: Eukaryota; Parabasalia; Trichomonadida; Trichomonadidae
Exons: 1
Coding region: 1-393 (130 amino acids)
Source: RefSeq, a predicted model, not a curated record
AUGUGCAGUGCUAAGCGCAUUAUGAAAAGUAUCACAUGGGACUUUGAAGGUUCUAACGAAACUAUAUACGAAUGCAAUAGUAAAGGUAAACUUAUUCUAAGUAAGAAAAACCCACGCACACAGAAACAGAUGUCUUCAGAUUUAGCUAAAUUCUAUAACCCAUCAUUGGAAUCAUUUACUCCUAUGAAUAUUCCUAUGCAUCCCAUUGAUUUUCCUGUUCCUUUAAUACUCCAAGAACAAAAGCAACAAGAAGUAGAACAACAAUAUGAACUACAAUCAUUUGGAGAAAUUGCAGAUGUUGAUCUUUACAAAGACGACUUCAUUCUCGAUAAUUCAUUCGAAAAUACUCUUAAUGACGAAGAAUUAUUUUUUGAGACUUUUGAUGUUAUUUGA